Molecule: messenger RNA, 831 nt
Organism: Polychytrium aggregatum
Lineage: Eukaryota; Fungi; Chytridiomycota; Chytridiomycetes; Polychytriales
Exons: 2
Coding region: 1-831 (276 amino acids)
Molecular function (GO): protein binding
Source: RefSeq, a predicted model, not a curated record
AUGCGGAUCGGCCUCACACCCAGCGACCGCAUUGCACUCGCCCUGCACUGCAAUGUGCCACCCACAGCCGACCGAUCCUGGCUCGUUGCUCAGGCGGACCAAGGGUGCCCCGCUGCCUCGUUCUUCCUGGCCCGGAUCAUCCAAGUCCAUCUCGACGGACAGCAGUCCGUAAGCCGGGCAGCGCGGCGGUCUCAGUCUCAACAAAUCUUCCGCCACCUGGAGAAUGCAGCCCACACAAAUCAUCCGAUGGCUCAGUUCCACCUGGCCGAGUGUCAUCGCAAUGGCAUUGGAGUCGACCAGGACCACACCAAGGCUGCCGAACUGUAUCGCUGCCUUGCGGAUCGUGGACUCGCACAGGCCCAAGUUGCUCUCGGCCGAUGCUAUGAGACCGGCGAAGGAGUCGAACAGGACUACGACACCGCCAUCGACAUCUUUGAGCAGCUCGCCAAUGACGGCCACAGCGACAGCCAGCUCUGGAUUGGCGAGUGCUAUCGAUGCGGCUGGGGGAGGCCAAAAAAUUACUCAAGGGCAUUCGAGUGGUUCCGCAAAUCCGCCGAUCAAGGCAAUUCGUACGGGGAGUGGAUGGUCGGCAUGUGCUACUACUGGGGAUACGGCGUCGACAAGGACCACUCCAAGGAAAUCGAGUGGUAUCGCAAAUCGGCCGAGCAGGGCAAUCGAUACGGCCAACACUAUAUCGGCGACUUCUACGAACGCGCUGAUGGUUUCCUCAAGGAUUCUGAAGCUAUGUUUUGGUACCAUAAGGCCGCGGACCAAGGAUUCAGAUACGCCAUCGACAGUCUUAUGAGGCUCGACAGUGGCCCUGACCCAUGA